AUGGUGUACGAUGUGGCCAUUAUUGGCGCAGGGCCUUGCGGGCUGGCCGUGGCGGCUCGGUUACGAGAAGCCACUCCUUCUGCACUCUUUACCGACGACGAGCAUAUCAGGUACUGGAGGAGGUUCAAUAGACGCGAGACGAUCGAAAACGAGCGUAGAUUCCAGCGAAGGGCGGCCGAUUCUGACCUAGGCGACAGGUCUCACUCCGGCAGAUCCAUCAUUGUGCUCGAUGCUCAAUCUGACGAGUGGAUGUCAGCAUGGAAAGAGAAAUUCCGCAAGUUGCGGAUCAACUAUCUUCGGAGUCCUCUAUUCUUUCAUCCAGACCCAAGGGAUCGAGAUUCUCUCUUGGCCUUUUCGCAUCUCCACAGCCGCACGAGCGAAUUGCAAGAAAUCCCCAACGUGGUUGGCAAAGAAAUGAGCAAACAUCGAGUUAAGAAGAGACGUCAGAGGAGGAUCACACAACACCUCCGCAUCGAUGACAGGGAUCGUAUAGACUAUUUCACACCCUCGGCAGCGCUCUUUGAAGACUUUUGCGACGACAUUGUGGACAGGUACGACCUUCGAAGCGUGGUCGUACGAGCUAGAGUAGAAAACGUCGAGUACGGAGAUCUGGGCGGGUUGACCAGUGCGGAAGGAUUUACCUUGGCCACGGACCAAGGAGCGAUCUUCUCCCGAAUCGUUGUCCUCGCAGUCGGUCCUGGUUGUAAGCCGUUCAUUCCCAUUGACAGCAACCUCCAGCUCGGCGCGGAGCCAGGCAGCGUUUGCCACUGCUUUGCUACCGCAGACGAACAUUGCUUACCGGAGCAUGUUCUGCGAAAGAUCGAAAACGGACUACCAACCUCCGUCGUGGUGGUUGGGGGUGGACUUACCAGCGCCCAAAUUGCCGAUUUACUCAUUUGUCGUGGCGUCACCAAGGUGUGGCUGCUGAUCAGGGGAAGCUACAAGUUGAAGCAUUUCGAUGUUGACCUUGAAUGGGUGUCAAAGGUGCGCAACCACCAAAUGUCGGUUUUCUGGUCGGCAGAUAGUGAUGAGGAGCGCCUAGAGAUGCUCAAAAGAGCUCGAAAUGGAGGCAGUAUAACACCCAAGUUCGACAGGAUUCUUCAAAGGCACGUUUUGAGCGGGCAUCUGGCUAUUGUGACUCACACUCGUGUCCAAGACGGGAUUUGGUGCGGCAGGAGCCAGACAUGGUCGAUCAGAUUGUCCUCUGGACAAGAGGAUGCCCCGCUGUGUGUUGACCACAUCAUACACGCAACGGGGGCAGCUCCGAACAUUGAAAAAGUGCAGUGCAUGAAGCAAAUGCUGGAGAAAUACCCUCUUCCAUCUUGCAACGGGUUGCCUAGACUUACCGAUGACUUGAUGUGGCACAACAGUGUCCCAUUGUUCUUGACUGGCGGUCUUGCGGCACUGAGGCUCGGCCCCGGCGCCGCCAACCUGGCCGGAGCACGACAGGGAGCUGAAAGGAUUGCCUGGAAGAUCGAGGAUCUGCUGGGAAAAGGACAAAUGGCAUUGCCUGAGGAGGAGGACUCGGUCCUCGCGGAUGGGCGCGGCAGCCAGCUCAGAGAGCGGGAGAGGAACACCAUGGCCGAGCAGAGGAGCGAAUACACAGGAGGCUUUGUCAAUCAAUUCGAGGCCUUGACGCUGAACGAAGGUAACUAG
Molecule: messenger RNA, 1656 nt
Organism: Cladophialophora yegresii CBS 114405
Lineage: Eukaryota; Fungi; Ascomycota; Eurotiomycetes; Chaetothyriales; Herpotrichiellaceae
Exons: 3
Coding region: 1-1656 (551 amino acids)
Source: RefSeq, a predicted model, not a curated record